GGCGAAAUCGGUUCUCUCCAGCAGCAGAUUUACGUAAAGCAUUGCCAAAAGCAAAACAAAAAUGUCGCGCGCACUGCAACGUUUAAUCGGUGGCUGCAGACGCUGGACGCAAUCAAACUGCCAAAGUCAAGUGCAGGUGCAGCCAUUUGCACGUGCUGCAUUGCAACAGCAACAACGUAACUUAUCGGCAAAAGCAGCAGAUCCCACAAAAGGCAAGGGACCGAUAACAUGGAAGAGCCUGGCAGUGAUUGGUGUAUUGGGCGUUGGCGGCCUAGGAUUUAUGCUGUAUGUGAAGAGCGAGAAGGAUGAGGCGCUGCUCAAGGAGCGCAAGCGGCAGCUGGGCAAGGCAGCCAUAGGAGGUAGCUGGGAAUUGGUUGAUUCGGAAGGUAAAGUUCGCAAGUCCUCCGACUUUCUGGGCAAGUGGCUGCUCAUCUAUUUCGGCUUUACUCACUGCCCCGAUAUCUGUCCCGACGAGCUGGAGAAAAUGGCUUUAGUAGUCGAUGAAAUUGAAAAAUCCCCACAGACACCAGAAGUACAGCCCAUAUUUAUAACCGUUGAUCCGGAGCGGGACUCAAAAGAGAUUGUGGGCAAAUAUGUAAAGGAGUUCUCGCCCAAGCUGCUUGGACUCACUGGCACCGUAGACCAGAUACGGAAUGUGUGCAAAGCGUUCCGUGUAUAUUUUAGCGCUGGACCGCGCGAUGAGGACAACGAUUAUAUUGUUGAUCACACCAUUAUCAUGUACCUGGUCAAUCCUGAUGGUGAAUUUGUCGAUUAUUACGGCCAGAAUCGAGACAAGGAUCAGUGUGUGUCAUCAAUUUUGGUUAAUGUAGCAAAGUGGAAUUCAUUGAACAAGAAAGGCUGGUUCAGUUAGAUGUAUGGCGUUGCCACACUGCUGUUAUUUCAUAUUAAAAUUUUGUUUUGUAUCAAGUUGGCAGCGCUAAGCAUAACAGCCCCGUUCAACUUGUAUGCUCGCUCUUUUUGACGUUCGUGCUGCGUGGAUGUUGCAGAAAUUGUUUUGUUUUCUCGCAAUAAAUAUAUAAUCAAUUACGAAA
Molecule: messenger RNA, 1052 nt
Organism: Drosophila virilis
Lineage: Eukaryota; Metazoa; Arthropoda; Insecta; Diptera; Drosophilidae
Gene: Scox
Product: Synthesis of cytochrome c oxidase
Biological process (GO): intracellular copper ion homeostasis; mitochondrial respiratory chain complex IV assembly
Cellular component (GO): mitochondrial inner membrane
Molecular function (GO): copper chaperone activity; copper ion binding
Source: RefSeq, a predicted model, not a curated record